CUUCCUGUAUCUAUCAGAUGAGUCACCUGUGCAAUGUCGUCUAUUGCUCGGGUUUUCGUCGACAUCAAACAGGUAAAUCUCUUGUUAGAGUUUCAGAGUUGUGAGUGAUCAGACCCGCCUGGAGAGCAUUGGUGGAAGUUUUUAAACCAUUUCUGGGAGAAUAACAGGAGGUCUGGAGCGACUUUCACGUCAUUUGACUUCAGUUUGAUUUGUGAGAAGAAGCGGUGUUGUUUUGCCCCUUUUGCGGCCUAAACACACCUUGAAGAAGUUGACUUUAAAAAAAAUAAUAAUACGUGGUGUUUUUAUUCUCUACAGACUUUGCUGUGAUUACAGGUGAUCUCUGGAUUAGUGUGGAAAUCUUUACAGGACUGUUAAAAUGAAUUCACUCUUUAAAGGACGAUUGGGUGCGUCUGCACUCCUGCUCCUAAUGUUACUUCUGGACUCCACUUUUGGCCAGGAGACUGGUGAGAAAUGCUUAGCCCGAUUCAAGAAAGGUCGGGAGGAUUUUAUUCUCGAUGCCGAUGAAUCUGUGAAACGCGGAGCGACGUUCAUUUCGUCUCCGCAACUGGUUCGAUACAAGGAUUGCGUGAGCGCCUGCUGCAAAGAGCCGAAGUGCAACGUCGCCUUCAUGGAGAGAGGAGACGAGGAAGGCUUGGUUAACAACUGCUUUCUGUUUGAUUGUCUGCACAAAAAGAAAUACGUCUGCCGCUUUGUUGGGAAGACAGGAUAUAUGAAUUACAUCCUGGAACCCGUGCAUGAGAGUUCUCUUCAAGUGGAUGUUCCUCCAAAUGAAUCUGACCGUCCGCCGGUGGCCAAUGGAGGCCAGGACCUGGUGGUCCAGCCUCAAGACAGCGUGAUACUGAAUGGCAUAGGGAGCAAAGAUGACAAGGGGAUUGCGUCUUUCCACUGGCAAAUGCUCACUGUAUAUCCUCACGCUGUCAUUGAGAAAACCAGCUUUGAUGACCAGAUUAUCGUGUCCAAUCUGACAUCUGGGAUUUACAAAUUCCAGCUGACCGUCAUAGACACCAUUGGCCAGUCAGACUCAACCAAGGUCACGGUCUUGGUCCUUACUCCUGAGCAGUCUGAGCACCACUGUAUGGUUCCAAAGAAGGUUGGGCCGUGUCGCAGUGCUUUCCCUCGCUGGCAUUACAAUGCUGCCUCAGAGAAGUGUGAGCAGUUCACCUGGGGGGGCUGCAGGGAGAAUCUCAACAACUAUGUUACCAUGGAAGAAUGCAUUAAGGCCUGCUCUAGCUCAGAAAAAGGAAGUAUAGCUGGUAGAGGUUUGCCAAUUCCCGCGCCUCAAGGAGAAAAAUGUGGUGCUGCGUGUACCACAGACCAGUUCACCUGUGCAAAUGGCUGCUGUUUGGAUCCAGGCCUAGAGUGUGACUCAACCCCACAAUGUAGCGACGGCUCAGAUGAGCAGAAAUGCGAGGACUUGGAAAACAAGUUUCAGAUUCUGCUGCAGAUUCCAGUGAAUGAAAAAAAAGUGCGCUGCACAGAGUUUCCUGACACAGGAACCUGCAGGGACAGUAUCAGCAAGUGGUAUUACAACCCCUUACAAAAGGACUGCUUACGCUUCAACUACGGCGGCUGCCAAGGCAAUGAGAACAGAUUUGACUCUAGAGAAGCCUGUAUCGCAGUUUGCUGGGGAAUAACAGGUACUGUAGCGAUAGCUGCCCUCCUUGGUGUAGCUAUCUUCAUCCUCCUAGCCAUCCUGGUGUACUGCCUGAUGAAGGGAAAGAAGAAGUCUUCACAACACCAACGUGUGCCCGUCAACACCGCCCCGGUCACCUUGGAGGACAGAGAGCGUCUGGUCUACAAUAGCACCACCAAGCCCAUCUGACACCUCAGUCCUCACCUUUGACCCCUUGUCCUAGUGGUGAAUGACACUGGUUUUGGAGCUGUGUUGUACACUGAACAAACUCGCAUUGAUGGGAGGAAACAAUGUCCGUUGACUAAGUUUGAUCUGUUUUUUUAUUUUGUCCAUAUAUGGAUGUAUUUUGCAAGGGUGAUUUACACAGAAGGCAAAACGUCUUCAAUGAUGAGAUGUGAUUUUUAGCUCGUUUUUAAUGCAGAGGCCUGUUAAAAUGAGUUGUCGGAUAUCACUUUUUACUCAAGGAUUUUCAUUAGUGUGGAGGUAGAAUACCAUUGGAUAUCAUACACAUUGUUCCCAUGAGACCAGUUUAAAUUCAUAAAUAUUUUCUACUUUGUUGUACUUCCUUCAAUUAAAUGAUCUGAUAUUGUCAGUGAACAUCUCUUUUUGUAACAAAGCCAGUUGUAAUGUCAGACCCUUAAUUGUCAGUAGGUCCACAUUGGCUUGCUACUUCAAAGUAAGAGUCUAGAUUCCCUUGGUCUUCUUAAAACGGAGCUCUGGGAAAUUUUGUGGAUAAUUAAAGUUAAAUGGUGAUCCCUUCAACUUCCUCAAGUCCUGCCACGCCAGCGUCAGAUUUAUUUUUAUCCUUAUCCUUAUUUUUAUACACCGUUGUUACAUUGGAUUAUACCUACAUGCGUAAUGUUGUACAUAAUCUUAGAAUUUUGAGAAAAUAAUAUUUUACUUGAGAAGGUUAUUUUAUCAAUGAUUUUUCAAAAGUGUUUUUAGAACAAGCGUAAUGCAUACAUUAAAUAAUGCUUAUUGGUACCUUUUUAUGAAGCAGCAUUGCUGUUGAAUAUUCAAUAUUUUAAAUGUAUAAAAUGUUUGUACAUACGAUGUGAUAUAGGUUUCUGUAACUUUAGUAGAAUCGUGAUGUUUAUAGGCUACUAAAUAAAAAUAUUAGCUCAAAAGGUA
This is a messenger RNA of Siniperca chuatsi (mandarin fish), 2785 nucleotides long. It is a transcript of the gene spint1a, whose product is annotated as serine peptidase inhibitor, Kunitz type 1 a. The record is from RefSeq and is a predicted model, not a curated record. Gene Ontology annotation, molecular function: serine-type endopeptidase inhibitor activity; protein binding. Lineage: Eukaryota; Metazoa; Chordata; Actinopteri; Centrarchiformes; Sinipercidae. The coding region runs from base 377 to 1843 and encodes 488 amino acids. The transcript is spliced from 9 exons.